Messenger RNA from Ostrinia furnacalis (Asian corn borer), 4878 nucleotides. RefSeq names its product serine/threonine-protein phosphatase 4 regulatory subunit 3 flfl (gene flfl). The record is from RefSeq and is a predicted model, not a curated record. Gene Ontology annotation, cellular component: protein phosphatase 4 complex; nucleoplasm. The coding region runs from base 208 to 2682 and encodes 824 amino acids. Gene Ontology annotation, biological process: DNA damage response; protein dephosphorylation. The transcript has 10 exons. NCBI's taxonomy places the organism in Eukaryota, Metazoa, Arthropoda, Insecta, Lepidoptera, Crambidae. Gene Ontology annotation, molecular function: protein phosphatase activator activity.
CCGCGCUUUGUAUUCGAUUUGAGAACCCCAAUCUCGAAGCGUUGUUGUGAAUCCAAUAUGGCGAUAUUUGAUGUUAGACUAUUUUGAAGAAGUGCACAUGUUUUUAUACAAAUGGGAGUUAAAUAAGAUAUUAUUGGGGUGCAAUUCAUUAGCGCCAUAAUAAUUGAUUCAUUACUUGAGUACGUAGUCUUUAGAGCGUUGACUAUCAUGACAGACACUAGACGAAGAGUAAAGCUUUACGCUCUGAAUGCUGACCGGCAGUGGGACGACAGAGGUACAGGUCACGUAUCAUCAUGCUAUGUGGAGAGACUCAAAGGCACAUCCCUGCUAGUGAGAGCAGAGUCAGAUGGUUCUCUCCUACUGGAGAGUAAAAUACAACCAGAUACAGCAUACCAGAAACAGCAGGAUACACUAAUAGUUUGGUCAGAAGGAGACAACUUUGAUUUAGCAUUAAGUUUUCAAGAGAAAGCAGGCUGCGAUGAGAUAUGGGAAAAGAUUUGUCAGGUCCAAGGAAAAGAUCCUUCAGUUGAAAUCACACAAGAUAUUGUUGAAGAGUCAGAAGAUGAGCGCUUUGAUGAAAUGUCAGAUAGUGUACAACCAGUGGAGUUGCCAGCCUGUGAAAUGGGCCGUCUGGAAGACAUCAGUGAGCUAGUGAACAGCUGUUUAGUUUCACCAGCACGAAAAGAUAAACUUGCAGCAGCAUUGGAGAGCCAACACUACAUAAAGAAACUACUCAACCUCUUCCACAUGUGUGAGGACAUCGAAAACAUUGAAGGAUUGCAUCAUCUCUAUGAAAUCUUCAAAAGUAUUUUUCUUCUCAACAAAAACACACUAUUUGACACAAUGUUUGCUGAUGACACUAUAUUUGAUGUGGUCGGGUGUCUUGAAUAUGAUCCCAGCCUGCCACAGCCUAAGAAACACAGAGAGUAUCUAAGAGAGUUGGCCAAAUUCCGUGAGGCUAUUCCUAUAAAGAACCAAGAUCUCCUAGCUAAGAUACAUCAGACAUACAGAGUGCAAUACAUUCAGGACAUUGUACUGCCUACACCAACAGUUUUUGAGGAUAAUCUGCUAAGCACAUUAUCCAGUUUUAUAUUUUUCAAUAAAGUAGAAAUAGUUAAACUUAUAGAAGAGGACGAAAAGUUUUUAACUGAUCUGUUCAAAUUGCUUAUUGAUGAGAAGACACCGGACACAAAGAGAAGGGACUUAGUUCUAUUUUUAAAGGAGUUUUGUAAUUUUUCACAAAAUCUACAGCCACAGGAUAAGGAUGUGUUUUAUAAGACCCUAGUUUCAUUGGGUAUCCUGCCAGCCUUAGAAAUUACAUUAAGUAUAGAUGAUCAGAAGACCAAGACUGCAUCUAUAGAUAUUUUAACCUACAUAGUGGAGUUUUCUCCUUCUGUCGUGAGAGAUUAUACUUUACAGCAAGCUAACAAUACUGAAGAGGAGCAAAUGUUGUUGAACAUUGUCAUAGAACAAAUGCUUCGUGACCGUGACCCUGAACUCGGUGGAGCUGUGCAGCUAAUGGGUGUGCUACGUAUCUUACUCGACCCAGAGAGUAUGCUGGCAUCUGUGAACAAAAGCGAGAAGGCAGACUUCCUAAACUUCUUCUACAAACACAGCAUACAAACUCUGAUAGCCCCUCUCCUAGAGAACACAACUGGUGAGAAGCCACUAAAAGAAGACUACCACACUGUGCAGCUAUUGGGUCUGGUAUUGGAACUGCUAUCAUUCUGUGUGGAACACCACACCUACCAUAUCAAAACCUGCAUACUCAACAAGGAUCUCCUCCGUCGUAUACUGGUGCUGAUGAGGUCGACGCACACCUUCCUGGUUCUCGGCGCUCUAAGGUUCAUGCGGAAAAUAAUCGCACUCAAGGAUGAAUACUAUAACAGAUACAUUAUCAAGGGCAAUCUCUUCGCGCCAGUUAUUGACGCUUUUCUUAGAAAUAAUGGCAGAUAUAACUUACUUGACUCUGCUAUACUAGAGUUAUUUGACUUUAUUAGACUAGAAGACAUCAAAUCACUUUGUUCUCAUAUAGUGGAAAACUACGGUAAAAUUUUAGAAGACGUUGAAUACGUACAGAUAUUCAAGGCAUUAAAAACGCGGUAUGACCAACACCAGGACAAGUUGAAAGAGAGAGAUAGAGACGCGCUGCAAACCGGGACGAAUCCGAGGAAUCCGAGAGAGAUGGCCGCCUUAAUCUUAGCGCCGAUCGUUCCAGUGAGCGGCAGUGUGGGUGUGACGGAAGCUGUAGUUCCGUCUCUUUUGCGCACGAGGUACCGACGAGAGGCGCGCGCGCCGGACGACGAGGAAGAAAUGUGGUUCAACGAUGACGACGAGUUGGAAGAUGACGCGCCGUUGGACGCAGCGCAGCCGCAUGCGCAUCACACGCUCGACGCCAUUGGGAAAAUAGUUGAAAAGAAAGUGUGCUCGAGCACCGAGACAGUGAACGGCCCUAGCAGGGUGCUCCUCAGCACCACCACUGCCCCCAAGCCCACGCACAGUGACGUUCAGGUAUCCUCGCCCAGAUUACUCAAUAAGGGUCUCGUGGAUUACGACGGGGAUUCCGACGAAGAAGAGGAAGGGGGCGGCGGCGGCGGCGGCAGCAGCAGUAGUGGGGAAAACGCCGGCGCCGGCGCAGCAACAGGCGAAGAGAGAGACGCAAAGCGACCGCGACUCGCGUAGUCGGCGUCUCGCUCCCCCCGCCCGUUUCAAGGAAUAUAACCGAGCUCCCCUUGUCUCGCAGCGCUGUGCAUUACCCAGUGAAACGACGGAAUGCAGUAAGAUUUACGUAUAUUAUUAUCACUCUAGCUCUAUGACGCGCGUUGGCGACAGUCGAGCGGCCGCGUGUGACGUCAUCGAGCCACUCCUCGUUCCGCACGUGAAAGCUUAAAGUUGAACAAAUGUCUAGGAUGGACCGUGUAGCCAAGCUCUUUCGCCUUAAAUGAAUUGUUAGAAUAAUAAACCUCGGAACGCUCACUUGGCCGGCGGCUCGCUGAGACCGACCGCCGAUCGAUUGAGUGUUCGCGAAAGUUUUCUCUUAAACAAUUAAGUCAAUGAAAUGACAUUGUAGGGGUCUAAUUAUUUGGGUUCGAUUCAGUUUCUUGUCGAUAUAACAUAAUUUAAGAAAAUAAUAUUUAAAAAUGUGACAAUUGUACAUUUGGAAAUGAUUUUGGAGGCUUCGAAAAUUAUUUUCUUUGUCUUCUCAAAGUACUAAAACUGCUACAGUUAUUAUUAUUUAUUAAUUAUUUAUCAAUGCAUAUCUUAAAUAUUUGUGAAAGUGCGCAGGUAUUGAAAAUCGUUUAUCUUGUUUGAUACAAUAUGUUAUUGAGGGUUUUAAUAUGAACCCUGGACUGUCCAAUGUCCCCAGUUGGUUAUGUUCAUAUUUUAUGUAAAUAAUAUUGGAGCACUGCCACAUAGGUGUUGGGCUCUAAACUUAGUUAGUGUAUGAAUUACUUCAUACAGUAGUGUAAUUACUUUGAAUGGCAUCAGAAUGUAGAAUGCUGGUGACAAUGUGUAGAAAAAAAUAAUUUAACGGUUAGGUUAUUUUUCCGAUGGAUCGUAAUCACAAAAGUACAAAGAAAAUAAGAGUGGGAAUCAUACUUUUAAUAAUAAUAGUUAACAACAUUGUGAAUGCGAGGAAGUAAUGUUGACAAUGUACGUAUUUAUGUAUGAAACUUAUUUUUUUUUUAUAAUCACAAGACCAAUCAAAUGUUUCGUCGUGAACUGUGCUGUGGAAUUGCUACUCAUUAGUGAUUUAAACUUUUUUGGGUGUUACUGUAAUAAUGUGAGACGUAUGUACUUUAUAUAAAGCUAUUUAACAUGUGUGUGGAUCAGUAUAAACAAUGAUACAAAAACGAUAUAAGGUUGUAUAGCACAAGAGUUGCGAGAGUGCAACAUUUCUUUGUGACAGGUUUUCUAUAACUUAUUAAUAUCUGGUAGCAUAAAUGUUGUCUAUUUCGGAAAUAAAUUCGAAAGGGUGUGUCAAUCAAAGAAUUAUAUCUUUUUGUUCCGAUAAAAUCAACACCUUUAAUCUAGAAGUCUUAUUUCUAAGCCUAUAAAUUUUGGUCAACUGUAGCAUACAAUUGAAAUGCACAUCAAACCAAUAUGAUUUAUUAUGAACCAAGACGUUGAAACCUUGGUUCACAUGCAUAUCUAUUCUAAAUUAUGUUGGAUAAUGCAUGUUGUAUUGAAUUACGAUGCGCAUUGCAAUCGCUUCACAUGAAACUUGCUCGGAAGAUCACUAUUUAUAGCUUCCAGUUGCGUUAAGAAAUGCCUGAAAACCGCGCCUGGUACAUGUUCUAAAUUUGUCGUACGCAAGCAAAGUUGAGUCUCAACGAGAGCGUUUAUGAAUCGAACAAUUGACAUCGAGUCAUUCUUAGUAAAUUUAUUUAUUCGCGUGCAAGUCACUUGUCACAAAAGUAUCACAUUAAAAUAAACCUUCAACGUAAUAUACCGUUCGUAACGGUCGAUAACGAUUGAAAUAAUUGCUCUCAAUGAGGACAUACCGUUUAUUAAACUAGCAAAUUACUAAACCGCGUUAUAUCGAGUCUAUUAAGUAAAUUGCGACUUGCGAAGGGGGCGUUAUGAGUAGCCAACCAGACGCUGGCUUUCCCAACACUGUCCGGUGAUAAAUACAUAAGAAUUCGAAUCUUCUGUCAUUUCGUAUCGGCUAACCGUUCGACCACAACUCAUCGUGGCGUAUUUAUACAUUCAUACUUUUUAUACAUUUGAUAAUAAACCCCGUCGCUCCGGUGAGUAAUCCUCGAUUUCGUUACUGGUUGGCUAACGUUAUUGGCCAAAUAAGCCGAAAAAAUACAAAGUAUAUUUAAAAGAUUUCAAGCCAAUAGGGAGCACCAGUAGUUUCUUUCUGUUUUCAUA